Messenger RNA from Dimorphilus gyrociliatus, 4449 nucleotides. The record is from the annotation of a GenBank genome assembly. NCBI's taxonomy places the organism in Eukaryota, Metazoa, Annelida, Polychaeta, Dinophilidae.
GCGAAACAGGACCGUAGAGAAUUCCAAUUUAUCCUGCGUCAAACAGUAAUUAGUGACAGAUGCGUCACUCGUUAACAGACAGUACAGCCCUCUUGUGGGACGUAUCAUGAAAACAAAACUUUAAGUGAUUACGACAGGUAACUACGACAAGUUAUAAAUUAUUAAAGAGCAAGGGAAAAAAAUCACUAUCUUCCAAAAAGAAAGGAUAAUAAAGAAAGAAGAAAAGAUAGUGGGGGGCAGAGAAAGGGUGGGGAGAGCUAGAGGUGGUGAAAGAUGAAAACAAAGAACAAGUAACUUUUCUCUAAAGAAAAAAAGAAAAAGGAAAAAUUAGGUUAAACCUUUAUUCAUACUUUUUAAGUCAUAGCUUUUCUUUUGCUAUAUAUUUAUUCAACCAUUAGUGAAUAUUACUCAAAGUUAUAACUAGCAAAAUAAAUAUAUAUUUCCCUCUCUAUCUCUGAGGAUCUCUUAAGCUUUGAUAGUGAAUAAAUAAAACACGGGGGGAUUUUGAAUAAUCUAAAUAUAAAUGAUUGAUUAAACAAGCACCAACCAGCUAAGAGAACAAAAACAUUUCACUGACAGAGAUAUCAAAGUUUAUAAUAAAAAAAAAAUUUAAUUAUUGAAAACAUAAACUUAAACUCGAUGUUAUUAAUUAUACCUUAGAGAUAUAAGUUUUUAAUAUGAAAAGGCUACUAGGUUGAAUAAAUAAUCAUUUUUUAUAUUAAAGACUGGCUAAUAGCUUGUUUUAGCAACUAUGUUUGUAUAAAUGCGAAAAGAUAUAGUCAGUCUUCUUCCACUUUCAAAAAAUGAUUGACUAAACAGUCGGCAGACGAGACGAGCUUGAAUAUUUUAAUCACAAGUUUAAAAACUUUUUAUUAUUAAUCGUUCAAUUUAAAUUUAUAAAUUAAAUAACUAUCAUCGCUCUUGAAGCAUCGUAAGUAAAUAUUUAUUAUCAGCACUCGAAUGGAAUACAUAGACAAUUCUUUAUAUUUUUCAAACAUUUCAUUUAGUAUCUUAUCAUGUCGUCCGAAAUUCAUUUGAUGAAAAAGAAGAAGGGGAGGAGGAGGAGCAUUUCGUUAAAUAUGUUUAAUAAGACCGGAUAUUCAAUUGAUUCCAACAGGAAGAUAUUGUCCUUCGAAAAGGGAAAAGAAUCCAAAUUUCUAAGGGAACAAAGAUUAAAAAAAGUACAAGAUAAAAGGACGCCUAUUCAAAAAACCAAUGAGAAGAUUACAGACAGGAGAUUGAAGCCAAAAUUAAGGUGGAUUAGAGCUGGUAGAAUUGUCAGAAUGCUCGUUGGAGUAUGUAUCGCUAUACGAAAAUAUGCGUUUGAAGCUGGAUUAUUAGACAAUUAUUUGGUAAACGUUAGCCACAGGCAUAAGUUAACUUCCGCAUCCAAUGGAGUUGCAGACGAAGAACUUAAAUUUAAUGAGGCUGAUUAUAAAAUAAAAAAAGAGUUUACUGUUCCAGAAGAUCUUAAACCAUUGUUCGAAAGAAAACCUGAGAAAAGAAGCCCUGAGGAUAUUGAAGCUAUUCGAAAUGUUCUUAUAAGAAUGAGCAGCUUUAGAAAAUACACUACAGAAAUGCAAAAGCUAUUUUGUAAAAUUGUUAGAUACGAAAGAUGUCAAAAGAGAAGAGUUGUCUUAAGAAAAGGCCAUAUUGGCUAUAAUUUAUAUUUUAUAUUUUCUGGUGCUGUUAAUAUAGUCAUCGAUAAGGAUGACGCUAGUGCGUUCGUAAGGAAAGAAACGGUUACACUAAAAUCAGGGGCAUGUUUUGGUGAGAUUGCAUUGGUAAAAGAUACUAGAAGAAACGCUACAUGCGUCUGCGCUAAAGAUACUGAAUUUAUUGUUGUUGAUAAAGAUGAUUUUAAAGAAGCAGGUUUACAUAUAAGACUACAAGAGGAAACUGAACAAAGAUUUGAUUUUUUUAGGAAAUGGAGCGCCUUAGGAGCUUUAACCGACGAUAAAAUAUGGCAAAUGAGUUAUGUCAGUAGGGUUGAAGAAUUUAAUCAUAAUAAAGUUUUAGUUGCAGACUCCAGACAAAAUGAAUGGCUUUGGUUUAUAACAAAGGGAUCUUGCGAUUUAUUGCAUAUUGUAAGUUUAGACAAAUGUGGAAAAUUUAAAAAUGUGGUACGUAAAUAUCAAGCCACCGAUUGGAAAUCUCCAACACCUGAUGGAGUAAGAAAUUCAAAGUUUCUCAAUCAAGUAUCAGGAGCUGUUGCUAUGGGUUCACAGCUACGAGAACGAUAUGAAAAUUCAAAAACACAAUUGGAUAAAAGGAAAAAGAAUUCGCAAAGAAUACAAGACAAUGCCGGACCAAAGAGGAAAAAUGGCACUUAUCAAGCUACAUUACUAUCUAAUGCUGGUACAAGUCAACUACAAUUGCUAGAUAUGGAUAGAGGACUAUUUUUUAAAAUUGACACAUUAAGAGACGGAGAAUGCUUUGGAAUUGAUCAAUUAUUCCCAGAAACAAAUAGGACAUUAUCGUUAAUUAGCAAGGGGUGCGAAGUUAUACAUAUUAUGAAGUCGACUUUUGUUGAAAUGAUUCAAGGACAUGCCGACAUUUUAGAAGAGAGAAUUAAACCCACGUUAAAAGAGUAUCCAAGCGAUGAAGAAUUACUGGAUCAAUAUUUCAAGAAUACCGACUGGGAGUGUUAUAAAGAAGAACUUAUGGAAAAAACAGUCUACGAUAUUGAAACCAAACUACCUUACGAACUAGGCUUAAGAAGUCGAAUAAGAAAUAGGACUUCAGGAGCAAGUUCGGCAAUGAGUCAAGUGAAUUAUGAUGCCUUAGACGGUUCGCAAUGGAAAGAUGUUGUUGAAUUUGAUCAAACCCUAAAGCCAAAAAAUCUCUUCACCAAAACCGAAAAAUCUAAAAGUCCAGUUAUUCCCUACUCCUCACUGUUCUUCCAUUCUUCAAGAAUCUCUUCACAAUCUGCCAAGCCUAGAAAGAGAAGAAUUCAAUUGAAUAUUCAAAGGCCUAGUACUGCCAUGGGUUGUUUGCAAAAUACUCAAGAGGAAACCGAAAAGAAACACGUCAACUUUGCAAAUAUUAACGAAAAGGAUGACAAGAAUUAUAAAAAUCGUACUGUGCCGAAGGCUACAACUAUAACAGCUUCUAAAGCAGUUUAUAAACUCGGUUGAAAAGAACUGUAACUCUUUUUUUCUAUUGGUUUUUUUUAUUAUUUAUAUUUAUUAAAAAAAGAAGAAAAUCACUCAAAAUCAGUUAGAGAUGAGAAUGGUGUCCUUUAUAGUAGUUACACCAUAAAUCACUGGCAAUAUCUGCGGCGUAACUUUCACUUAGAUUUUCGGCAACAAUACGUAUAAAAAAAAGUCCGUCUCUUCUUAGAAAAUAUGUAGCAAACUGUUCAAAAGUCUUUGAAUCGCCUUUUUUGCAAAGAAGCGAAUCGAAGACGAGUAAUUCUUUAGCGAAUUUUAAAUUAGCUCUUCUCGGUAAAUAAAGAUAAAUACUUUGAAAUAAACUUGAAAUUGAGAAAGUUAAAACGAAAAUCAUCCACAUCCAAAGAAAGAGAAAGAUUUUUUGAUGGAAUAGAUUUACCGGCAAGGAACAUUGAACAACAUAUUUAUGAAUAUUACCUUGUACUCUUAUAUAAAAAUCGCAGUGAGUUUUUGUUGGAAAAGUUUUGGAGAGAUGCCAAUCUCCGCUUGCUAUCAUUUCCGAUAAAAAUUCAACACCGUAUGUGUAAAAAUUCAUGUCUAAAAAUAAACUCAACACUUUAAAACUUACUAAAAUAUCGCAUACGUAAACAAGCUUUAUAAAUAUAUGGAUCACAACUAAUUGAUUUCCUUUAAGGUGUCUUUUAAUAAAACCAUUCUUUCGUUCAAGAUCAUUUUUCGACAGCAUUAGAUAUAGUUUUUUAACGAGAAAAUGUUGAAUUUUUUCCUUUCUUCUCUUAUCUCUUUCCUCGAACAUCUCUCUCGCUUCGUCCAUUAAGAAAGGUAAACAAAUAUCAUUUUGUUGAUUUAGAUAAAUCCAUACAGGCUUAGGCAAGUAGAAUAGAACAGCUUGAAAGCAUAAAAUUAAAGUUACCCACUGAUAAUAGCCUAUUCUCUGUAAACUUUCAUUUUCAGGCAGUUUUGUAUAGUUUAAAUUAAUUGUAAAUGUGUUUCUGGUCCAACAGUGCUUAUUCGUGUAAGCAAUAUGAUUCUUAGUAAAAUGAGAUGGACACCAGCAUCGAAUUGAAUUACUUGCGUAAUUCUUUCCACUGAGAAUAAUAGCAAAACUUAAACAAAUAAAAGUAGAAUACUUAAAAUGUAGUUUAUCCGCAAAAGUGUUCACUGAACUGUAAGAAUCACCGUCAAUAAGCACUUUUAAUAGUUUAUCCAUAUUUUUAGAAGUUGUAUUACUUUUUUUUUAAAUUGCAUCAAAAAAAUCAAUUUUUCAAUAAAGAAACUUUUUAAUUCUUAUCUUGAAAACUUAUGAGAAGAAAGGAAG